This is a messenger RNA of Sorghum bicolor (sorghum), 2187 nucleotides long. RefSeq names its product calcium-dependent protein kinase 14. Bases 254 to 1837 code for a protein of 527 amino acids. Gene Ontology annotation, cellular component: nucleus; cytoplasm. The transcript is spliced from 5 exons. Gene Ontology annotation, biological process: intracellular signal transduction; peptidyl-serine phosphorylation; protein autophosphorylation. The record is from RefSeq and is a predicted model, not a curated record. Gene Ontology annotation, molecular function: calcium-dependent protein serine/threonine kinase activity; calcium ion binding; ATP binding. Lineage: Eukaryota; Viridiplantae; Streptophyta; Magnoliopsida; Poales; Poaceae.
AGCUUCUGUUGUUUUUCUGUGUUGGGCAAAAAGAAGGCCACCGAAGGCAGAGCAAGCAGCCGUUAGCUUCCCGCCAUUCCCUCCCAGCCUCCCCUUUGAUGGCCAGCCCUUCCACCCCUCCGAGAAAGGUUCCCCCGCGCACCCCGUCGCCCACCCGGACAUCUCCCCGACCCCGGUUUGCUGCGCCUGCGCGUCCGCGUCGUCCCCGGCGCGCGAGGCCCCCCGUGUCGCCGUCGUCCCCCUCGCCGACGACAUGGGAAACUGCUGCUGCUCGGGGUCGUCGUCCGCGGAGCCCGCGCUGCCGCCGGACUCCUCCGCCGGCUCGUCGUCGCGGCCCGGGGGCAGCGCCACCGUGCCGCCGCCGACGUCGGUGUCGUCGUCGGCGACCACGGCGCCCACGCAAAACAAGCCCCCGGCCGCCAUCGGCCCCGUGCUGGGCCGCCCGAUGGAGGACGUCAAGAGCACCUACACCAUGGGCAAGGAGCUCGGGCGCGGGCAGUUCGGCGUCACGUCGCUGUGCACGCACAAGGCCACGGGCCAGAAGUUCGCGUGCAAGACCAUCAGCAAGCGGAAGCUGUCCACCAAGGAGGACAUCGAGGACGUGCGGCGCGAGGUGCAGAUCAUGUACCACCUCUCCGGCCAACCCGGCGUCGUGGAGCUCAAGGGCGCCUACGAGGACAAGAGCUCGGUGCACCUCGUCAUGGAGCUCUGCGCCGGCGGGGAGCUCUUCGACCGGAUCAUCGCCAAGGGCCACUACACCGAGCGCGCCGCCGCCUCGCUCCUCCGCACCAUCGUCGAGAUCGUCCACACCUGCCACUCCAUGGGCGUCAUCCACCGCGACCUCAAGCCCGAGAACUUCCUCCUCCUCAGCAAGGACGAGAACGCGCCGCUCAAGGCCACCGACUUUGGGCUCUCCGUCUUCUUCAAAGAAGGGGAGGUGUUCAGGGACAUCGUCGGCAGCGCCUACUACAUCGCGCCGGAGGUGCUGAAGCGGAGCUACGGGCCCGAGGCCGACAUAUGGAGCGUCGGCGUCAUCGUCUACAUCCUGCUCUCCGGCGUUCCGCCAUUCUGGGCAGAAUCGGAGCACGGCAUCUUCAAUGCCAUCCUGAGAGGGCAGGUCGACUUCACCAGCGACCCAUGGCCGCGCAUCUCGCAGAGCGCCAAGGACCUCGUCAGGAAGAUGCUCAUUCCUGACCCCAAGCAUCGGAUUUCUGCAUACGACGUCCUCAAUCACCCGUGGAUCAAAGAAGACGGCGAGGCGCCUGACACGCCGCUGGACAACGCCGUUCUCGGCCGGCUCAAGCAGUUCAGAGCUAUGAACCAGUUCAAGAAGGCUGCUCUGAGGGUUAUCGCCGGAUGCCUGUCGGAGGAGGAGAUCAAGGGGCUCAAGGAGAUGUUCAAGAGCAUGGACUCCGACAACAGCGGCACGAUAACCGUCGACGAGCUGCGGCGAGGGCUGGCCAAGAAGGGCACCAAGCUCAGCGAGGCUGAAGUCCAGCAGCUCAUGGAAGCUGCCGACGCCGACGGGAACGGGACGAUCGACUACGAGGAGUUCAUCACGGCGACGAUGCACAUGAACAGAAUGGACCGGGACGAGCACCUCUACACCGCGUUCCAGUACUUCGACAAGGACAACAGCGGGUACAUCACGAUGGAAGAGCUGGAGCAAGCCCUGAGGGAGAAGGGGCUGCUCGACGGCCGAGACAUCAAGGACAUCGUAGCAGAAGUCGACGCCGACAACGACGGGCGGAUCAACUACACCGAGUUCGCGGCGAUGAUGAGGAAAGGAGACCCGGAGCCAUCCAACAUCAAGAAACGGCGCGACGUCGUCCUGUAGAGGCCGGAGCUAGCUAGUGCGCUGCGCACGGCGGCGUGGAGCUCUCAGGAACAGAUCGAUCGCACGGCUAGCUGCUGGCAGGAAUAUUCAUGGUGGCCCGCUGCACGGAGAGACAAACGCGUACGUGCGUUCUAUCUCUCUCUGCACAGAUGUAUGUAUAGCGCGAAUGCCCGCGAUGGGAAGGGGGGGGGGGGGGGGGGGGGGAGUCAACGAGCAUUAUUGUGAAAAAAUGCCAAUCGGGUGUCGAUUGUUCUUGAGACUUGAGUGCAUGUUGUUACUCGGAUGUAUAAUAGACAGUUCAUAUUGUGUAUCUGACGUCUCGCGGUAUGGAUGGUUCUUUUUAGGAAAAA